AUGAGCGCACGGGGGGCCGGCCACAGUGCCGGGGCAGGCUGCGAUGUGGCCGCGACUCGGGGCCCCGCCGAGGCGCUGGGGACGGACGAAGGGGAGCCGCCGGGGGCACUGAGGCCGAUGUGGCGCUACCGCUCCUGGGACGUGCCACAGAUCCCCGCCGAGGCCCUGCGGACACAGAAAGCCAUCACCAAGUCCGGCCUCCCGCACCUGGCUCCUCCCCCGCCGGCCCCCGGGGCCCUGUGCGGCGAGCCUGAGCGCCAGAUCCGGAGCACCGUGGACUGGAGUGAGUCAGCAACGUAUGGGGAGCACAUCUGGUUCGAGACCAACGUGUCGGGGGACUUCUGCUAUGUUGGGGAGCAGUACUGUGUAGCCAAGAUGUUGCAGAAGUCAGUGUCGCGGAGAAAGUGCGCAGCCUGCAAGAUCGUGGUGCACACCCCCUGCAUCGAGCAGCUGGAGAAGAUAAAUUUCCGCUGUAAGCCAUCCUUCCGGGAAUCGGGCUCCAGGAAUGUCCGUGAGCCAACCUUCGUGCGGCACCACUGGGUGCACAGGAGGCGCCAGGACGGCAAGUGUCGGCACUGUGGCAAGGGCUUCCAGCAGAAGUUCACCUUCCACAGCAAAGAGAUUGUGGCCAUCAGCUGCUCCUGGUGCAAGCAGGCGUACCACAGCAAGGUGUCCUGCUUCAUGCUGCAGCAGAUCGAGGAGCCGUGCUCGCUGGGGGUGCACGCGGCCGUGGUCAUCCCGCCCACCUGGAUCCUGCGCGCCCGGAGGCCGCAGAACACCCUCAAGGCGAGCAAGAAGAAAAAGAGGGCGUCAUUCAAGAGGAAGUCCAGCAAGAAGGGGCCCGAGGAGGGCCGCUGGAGGCCCUUCAUCAUCAGGCCCACCCCGUCCCCCCUCAUGAAGCCCCUGCUGGUGUUUGUAAACCCCAAGAGUGGGGGCAACCAGGGCGCCAAGAUCAUCCAGUCCUUCCUCUGGUAUCUCAACCCCCGACAAGUGUUUGACCUGAGCCAGGGAGGGCCCAAGGAGGCGCUGGAGAUGUACCGCAAGGUGCACAACUUGCGCAUCCUGGCGUGUGGGGGUGAUGGCACGGUUGGCUGGAUUCUCUCCACCCUGGACCAGCUGCGCUUAAAGCCGCCGCCGCCUGUGGCCAUCCUGCCGCUGGGUACCGGCAACGACUUGGCGCGUACCCUCAACUGGGGCGGGGGCUACACAGACGAGCCCGUGUCCAAGAUCCUCUCCCACGUGGAAGAGGGGAACGUGGUGCAGCUGGACCGCUGGGACCUCCGCGCGGAGCCCAAUCCCGAGGCCGGGCCAGAGGAGCGAGACGAGGGUGCCACUGACCGGCUCCCCCUGGAUGUCUUCAACAACUACUUCAGCCUGGGCUUCGACGCCCACGUCACGCUGGAGUUCCACGAGUCCCGAGAGGCGAACCCCGAGAAGUUCAACAGCCGCUUUCGGAACAAGAUGUUCUAUGCCGGGACAGCCUUCUCGGACUUCCUCAUGGGCAGCUCCAAGGACCUGGCCAAACACAUCCGGGUGGUGUGCGAUGGGACAGAUCUGACCCCCAAGAUCCAGGACCUGAAGCCCCAGUGCAUCGUUUUCUUGAACAUCCCCAGGUACUGCGCGGGCACCAUGCCCUGGGGCCACCCUGGGGAGCACCAUGACUUUGAGCCCCAGCGACACGAUGAUGGCUACCUCGAGGUCAUUGGCUUCACCAUGACAUCUCUGGCCGCGCUGCAGGUGGGCGGGCACGGCGAGCGGCUGACACAGUGCCGCGAGGUGCUGCUCAGCACGUCCAAGGCCAUCCCAGUGCAGGUGGACGGUGAGCCCUGCAAGCUGGCGGCCUCCCGCAUCCGCAUCGCCCUGCGCAACCAGGCCACCAUGGUGCAGAAGGCCAAGCGGCGGAGCGCCACGCCCCUGCACAGCGACCAGCAGCCGGUGCCCGAGCAGCUUCGGAUCCAGGUGAGCAGGGUCAGCAUGCACGACUACGAGGCCCUGCAUUACGACAAGGAGCAGCUCAGGGAGGCUUGUGAGUGGCAGCGGGGCUGGGCCGAGGAGCGGGAAGGGCAGCGGGGGCCCAGGGCCCCGCCAGCUGCUGACACGGUGCUCCGUCCUCCAGCUGUGCCGCUGGGCACCGUGGUGGUCCCAGGAGACAGCGACCUGGAGCUCUGCCGAGCGCACAUCGAGAGGCUGCAGCAGGUAGGGAGUGCGGGCCGGCCGCCUCCGUGCUGCCCCUGCCGGCCGGCUCCUGACCCACCCCGGCCUUGGCUUCUCUCCCAGCAGGAGCCCGAAGGUGCUGGAGCGCAGUCCCCCAUGUGCCAGAAACUGUCCCCCAAGUGGUGUUUCCUGGACGCCACCACUGCCAGCCGCUUCUACAGGAUCGACCGUGCCCAGGAACACCUCAACUACGUGACUGAGAUCGCACAGGACGAGAUCUACAUCCUGGACCCCGAGCUGCUGGGGGCAUCGGCCCGGCCUGACCUGCCAACCCCCACCUCCCCACUCCCCAACUCACCCUGCUCACCCACGCCCCGGUUACUGCAAGGGGAUGCCACGCCCCCUCCAGGUGAGGAGUUGAUUGAAGCCGCCAGGAGGAACGACUUCUGCAAGCUCCAGGAACUGCAUCGAGCGGGAGGCGACCUCCUGCACCGUGACGGGCGGAACCGCACGCUGCUGCACCACGCGGUGAGCGCUGGCAGCAAGGACGUGGUCCGCUACCUGCUGGACCACGCCCCUCCAGAGAUCCUCGAUGCCGUGGAGGAAAACGGGGAGACGUGUCUGCACCAGGCGGCCGCCCUGGGCCAGCGCACCAUCUGCCACUACAUCGUGGAGGCCGGGGCCUCCCUCAUGAAGACGGACCAGCAGGGGGACACACCCCGGCAGCGCGCCGAGAAGGCUCGGGACACGGAGCUGGCCGCCUACCUGGAAAACCGGCAGCACUACCAGAUGGUCCAGCGGGAGGACCAGGAGACGGCCGUGUAGCCGCGAGGCCCGCCCCGGGCACAGGGGGCACCGACCAGCCAGAGGAGCAGCGCCCUCCCUGCCCGCCUCACUGCCACAUUCCAGUCGCAUGGCCCCGGGGGGACCCGUGUCCCAGGGAAGGAGCCCCAUGCUGCGCCCACCCAGGGCAGGACUCUGAGGAGCACGGGGCGGGGGUCACCUGUCCACCCCCGCACACACCCAGACCCCAGCCCAACCCGGAGACUCGCAGGGAGUUAGGAAACGGGUUGGGCUGGACGGGCCUGUGCAGGGGCCGGGGCUGGCCCCUCGGGACAGCAGAUGCCCGGCUUGGACGUCGGGGCGGGGCUGGGGGCUGGAGGCCCCUCCCGGGAGGCUUGGGGCUGAGGUUCCCCAGGCACCUGGCGUCCAGCGGCCCGCUCCUGCACGACCCCCUCCCGGGCUUCUUCCCGGAGACGCGGAGCCCGCUGCCCUGCUUGGCACCCGCCGCGUGACCCUCCCCAGCACCCAGGCGUGUCGCCGCGGACUGCGUGGCCGGGGUGGGGGCGGGGCUCUCACGGUGACAUGUUUACAGCUGGGUGUGACUCAGUAAAGUGGAUUU
This is a messenger RNA of Lepus europaeus (European hare), 3556 nucleotides long. It is a transcript of the gene DGKZ, whose product is annotated as diacylglycerol kinase zeta. Gene Ontology annotation, cellular component: nucleus. NCBI's taxonomy places the organism in Eukaryota, Metazoa, Chordata, Mammalia, Lagomorpha, Leporidae. Gene Ontology annotation, molecular function: ATP-dependent diacylglycerol kinase activity; protein binding. The coding region runs from base 1 to 2979 and encodes 992 amino acids. Gene Ontology annotation, biological process: intracellular signal transduction; lipid phosphorylation; diacylglycerol metabolic process. The transcript has 29 exons. The record is from RefSeq and is a predicted model, not a curated record.